This is a messenger RNA of Salvelinus fontinalis (brook trout), 7793 nucleotides long. It is a transcript of the gene uba6, whose product is annotated as ubiquitin like modifier activating enzyme 6. Gene Ontology annotation, biological process: protein sumoylation. Bases 72 to 3212 code for a protein of 1046 amino acids. NCBI's taxonomy places the organism in Eukaryota, Metazoa, Chordata, Actinopteri, Salmoniformes, Salmonidae. Gene Ontology annotation, molecular function: SUMO activating enzyme activity. The transcript has 33 exons. Gene Ontology annotation, cellular component: SUMO activating enzyme complex; cytoplasm. The record is from RefSeq and is a predicted model, not a curated record.
UGAUCUGGGUAACCCGGAACAGUUUUAAUGUUUUUAUCUACACACAACCCUUCAUUCGUAACAACAACUCAAUGAACCUAUCGUACACAGACAGUGCGUCUCGGACCAGUGAGUUUCCCCAUCCCAAGAUGUCAGCUGACUCCAUGGAGAUUGAUGACUCCCUGUACAGUCGUCAGAGGUAUGUCCUGGGGGACAGUGCUAUGCAGCAGAUGGCUCAGUCUUCUGUCUUCCUCAGUGGAAUGGGAGGACUGGGAGUGGAGAUCGCAAAGAACAUCGUGUUAGCAGGUGUGAAGGUGUUGACGCUGCAUGACACUAAGCAGUGUGAGACCUGGGACCUGGGCUCCAACUUCUUCCUCAGACAGGACGAUGUGCUGACUCACAGGAACAGGGCUUUGGCGGUCCAUCCCAGGGUAGCAGAGUUGAACCCUUACGUCCAUGUGGACACGUCCUCCUCCUCUCUCGACCUGUCCACUGACCUCAGCUUCCUCAAGAGAUACCAGUGUGUGAUCCUGACUGAGGCCAGGCUGAGUCUCCAGAAGAAAAUCAAUGACUUCUGCCACUUCCAUCAGCCUCCUAUCAGGUUCAUUGGAUGUGACGCGUAUGGGAUCUGUGUGAGAGUGUUCUGUGACUUCGGGGACCAGUUUGAGGUGUCGGACCCCACGGGAGAAGAAGCCAAGGAGAUGUUUAUCCAGAACAUCACACAGGGUAACCCAGGGGUGGUAACCUGUAUGGACAGCAGGACCCACGGCCUCCAGACUGGACAGAGUGUUCUCUUCAGAGAGGUCAACGGCAUGGACACACUCAACGGCACCUCACGACAGGUCACAGUCCUCUCUCCCUACAGUUUCACCGUAGGGGACACGUCGUGUCUGCAGCCCUAUGCACACGGGGGCUUCUUCCUGCUGGUCAAAACCCCCAGAACAUACAGCUUCGAGACGAUGGAGCAACAACUGUCUGAGCCUCAGGUCCUGACUCCCGACUUCAGCAAACCAGAGGCCCCGCUGCAGAUCCACGCCGCCAUGCUGGCUCUCGAUGCCUUCCAGGGGCAACACAACAGACUGCCCAAUAUUGGGUGCUGUCAGGAUGCGGAGGUUCUGGUCAAACUAACAGAGGAAGUCAACCACACCUUGACAACCAGAGCUCCAGUGAAUAGUGAGUUGGUGCGUUGUCUGUCCAGAACGGCUCAGGGUUCUCUCCCUCCGUUGUCCGCGGCGGUGGGGGGCAUUGCCAGUCAGGAGGUCCUCAAGGCCCUCACGGGGAAGUUUGCCCCGCUACAGCAAUGGUUCUAUCUCGAUGCCAUAGAGGUAGUGAAACCACUACAGUCUCUAUCUGCAGAGGAGUUUAGCCCCAGGGGUGAUCGGUACGACGGGCUGAGGGUCUGCAUCGGGGAGACCAUGUGUCGGGAACUCCACAAGCUGAGAGUCUUUAUGGUGGGCUGUGGAGCCAUUGGCUGUGAGAUGCUCAAGAACUUUGCCCUGCUGGGAGUGGGAUUGGCCAAGAGCUCAGGAGAGGUGUGUGUGACGGACCCAGACCUGAUAGAGAAGUCCAACCUCAACAGACAGUUCCUCUUCAGAUCUCAGCACAUACAGAAACCUAAGAGCACCACAGCAGCAGUAGCGACCUUGGAGAUCAACCCAGAGAUGCAGGUAGACGCUCACCUCAACAAGGUGUGUCCUGCCACCGAGGGGAUCUACAACGACCUGUUCUACUCCCGCCUACACCUGGUUGUCACGGCGCUGGACAAUGUAGAGGCUCGCAGAUACGUCGACAGCCGCAGUGUAUCCAAUCAGAAGGCUCUUCUGGAUUCCGGUACCAUGGGAACCAAAGGACACACGGAGAUCAUCGUGCCCAACCUGACCGAGUCUUACAACAGCCAUAGGGACCCACCAGAAGAGGAGAUUCCGUUCUGCACCCUCAAGUCUUUCCCUGCUGUCAUAGAACACACCAUCCAAUGGGCAAGGGACAAGUUUGAGAGUGCGUUUGCCCACAAGCCCACCAUCUAUAAUAUGUUCUGGCAGACCCACUCCUCAGCAGAAGCCGUGCUACAGAGGAUGCAGCAGAGGGAGACUCUGGAGGGGGCGUUCCAGGUAGUCAAGCUGCUGAGUCGACGGCCCAGCCAAUGGGAUCACUGUAUCAUUCUGGCACGCCUGAAAUUCGACAAGUACUUCAAGAGGAAGGCUCUACAGCUGCUGCACUCCUUCCCCCUGGACACUCGGUUAAAGGACGGCAGUUUAUUCUGGCAGUCACCUAAACGACCCCCGUCUCCCAUAGAGUUUGACCUGAAGGACUCACUGCACUUCAGUUUUGUGGUGAGCGCAGCUCGGCUUUAUGCUGAAAUCUACAACAUCCCCUACUCAGAGAAGGAUCUGUCACAGGAAGCCGUGUCCAGGAUGUUGUCAGAGAUUACCAUCCCAGAGUACAGGCCAGCCGAGAAGCGUAUUGAGACGGAUGAGAAUGUGAAGAAGCCUGAUCAGAUGAAGCUGUCUGUGAGCAGCGAGGAGGAGAGAGAGGCCAUCGCCCAGUUAGAGGAGGCUAUCAGUGCAGACCACGUUACACCAGAGAGGUUACGGAUGUCUCCCCGGAUGUUCGAGAAGGACGACGACCUCAACGGUCACAUGGACUUCGUGGCGGCGGCCUCCUCCCUCAGGGCCAGGAUGUACUCCAUCGAGGUGGCCGACCGCCUCAAGACCAAACGCAUCGCCGGGAAGAUCAUCCCCGCCAUCGCCACGGCUACCGCCGCCGUUGCCGGGCUGGUGUCGUUGGAGCUGGUGAAGGUGGUGGGAGGAUACGGGUUUGAGUCGUUCAACAACUGUUUCUUCAACCUGGCCAUUCCUGUCAUGGUCCUCACCGAGGCUGCACCUGUCAAGAGAACACAGAUCAGGGAAGACAUAUCUUUCUCUAUCUGGGACCGCUGGACUGUGUGGGGUCACCAACACUUCUCCCUCUCUGACUUCAUCAACGCAGUGCUGGUGCAUUAUGGGAUAGAGCCUACCAUGGUGGUCCAUGGUGUGAAGAUGCUCUAUGUUCCUGUGAUGCCAGGACACAACAAGAGACUGAAACUAACGAUGCAGAAGUUGAUCAAGCCGUCUGUAGACCGUCGCUAUGUUGACCUGACCGUGUCCUUCGCUCCAGAGUCAGAUGGUGAUGAAGACCUACCUGGACCCCCCAUUAGGUACUACUUCAGCCCCGACGGAGACGCUCACACCGCCUGACACGCCCGGACCAUAACAUCCCUGACACCCCUCAAACUAACCAAAUAUAACCACCCCUCAGUCCCCUCAAACUAACCCCCUGUACCUGCAAAACCCCAGUUGACAACAGUGGUGCUUCUUGAACAGGGGUGGAUUCUAGAACAGGGGUGGAUUCUAGAACAGGGGUGGAUUCUAGAACAGGGGUGGAUUCUAGAACAGGGGUGGAUUCUAGAAUAUAUGUUGAUUCUAGAAUAUAUGUUGAUUCUAGAAUAUAUGUUGAUUCUAGAACAGAUGUUGAUUCUAGAACAGAUGGUGAUUCUAGAACAGAUGGUGAUUCUAGAAUGGGGGGAUUCUAGAACAGGGCUGGCCCCAUGGACCAUUAUUAGAGAAAGAGCAUAGAGGUAGAAAGAGGGCUCUAGAUGGAUAUAACCUGGUUUAAUGAGUUCUCUUUCUACCUCUAUGAGAAGAGGGUAGCACUUGACUGUGUACAUAGUAGUCCCUCUGUGUUUUCUACUCUGGUUUAAAGCACAGCUCAGACUGGUGUUUUCUACUCUGGUUUAAAGCACAGCUCAGACUGGUGUUUUCUACUCUGGUUUAAAGCACAGCUCAGACUGGUGUUUUCUACUCUGGUUUAAAGCACAGCUCAGACUGGUGUUUUCUACUCUGGUUUAAAGCACAGCUCAGACUGGUGUUUUCUACUCUGGUUUAAAGCACAGCUCUGACUGGUGUUUUCUACUCUGGUUUAAAGCACAGCUCAGACUGGUGUUUUCUACUCUGGUUUAAAACACAGCUCAGACUGGUGUUUUCCACUCUGGUUUAAAGCACAGCUCAGACUGGUGUUUUCUACUCUGGUUUAAAGCACAGCUCUGACUGGUGUUUUCUACUCUGGUUUAAAGCACAGCUCUGACUGGUGUUUUCUACUCUGGUUUAAAGCACAGCUCUGACUGGUGUUUUCUACUCUGGUUUAAAGCACAGCUCAGACUGGUGUUUUCUACUCUGGUUUAAAACACAGCUCAGACUGGUGUUUUCCACUCUGGUUUAAAGCACAGCUCAGACUGGUGUUUUCUACUCUGGUUUAAAGCACAGCUCUGACUGGUGUUUUCUACUCUGGUUUAAAGCACAGCUCUGACUGGUGUUUUCCACUCUGGUUUAAAACACAGCUCAGACUGGUGUUUUUUACUCUGGUUUAAAACACAGCUCAGACUGGUUUUCUACUCUGGUUUAAAGCACAGCUCAGACUGGUGUUUUCCACUCUGGUUUAAAGCACAGCUCAGACUGGUGUUUUCUACUCUGGUUUAAAGCACAGCUCUGACUGGUGUUUUCUACUCUGGUUUAAAACACAGCUCAGACUGGUUUUCUACUCUGGUUUAAAGCACAGCUCUGACUGGUGUUUUCUACUCUGGUUUAAAGCACAGCUCUGACUGGUGUUUUCUACUCUGGUUUAAAGCACAGCUCAGACUGGUGUUUUCCACUCUGGUUUAAAGCACAGCUCAGACUGGUGUUUUCCACUCUGGUUUAAAGCACAGCUCAGACUGGUGUUUUCUACUCUGGUUUAAAGCACAGCUCUGACUGGUGUUUUCUACUCUGGUUUAAAGCACAGCUCUGACUGGUGUUUUCCACUCUGGUUUAAAGCACAGCUCUGACUGGUGUUUUCCACUCUGGUUUAAAGCACAGCUCUGACUGGUGUUUUCUACUCUGGUUUAAAGCACAGCUCAGACUGGUGUUUUCCACUCUGGUUUAAAGCACAGCUCAGACUGGUGUUUUCUACUCUGGUUUAAAGCACAGCUCUGACUGGUGUUUUCUACUCUGGUUUAAAGCACAGCUCUGACUGGUGUUUUCUACUCUGGUUUAAAGCACAGCUCAGACUGGUGUUUUCCACUCUGGUUUAAAGCACAGCUCAGACUGGUGUUUUCCACUCUGGUUUAAAGCACAGCUCAGACUGGUGUUUUCUACUCUGGUUUAAAGCACAGCUCUGACUGGUGUUUUCUACUCUGGUUUAAAGCACAGCUCUGACUGGUGUUUUCUACUCUGGUUUAAAGCACAGCUCUGACUGGUGUUUUCUACUCUGGUUUAAAGCACAGCUCUGACUGGUGUUUUCUACUCUGGUUUAAAGCACAGCUCAGACUGGUGUUUUCUACUCUGGUUUAAAGCACAGCUCUGACUGGUGUUUUCUACUCUGGUUUAAAGCACAGCUCAGACUGGUGUUUUCUACUCUGGUUUAAAGCACAGCUCAGACUGGUGUUUUCUACUCUAGUUUAAAGCACAGCUCAGACUGGUGUUUUCUACUCUGGUUUAAAGCACAGCUCUGACUGGUGUUUUCUACUCUGGUUUAAAGCACAGCUCUGACUGGUGUUUUCUACUCUGGUUUAAAGCACAGCUCAGACUGGUGUUUUCUACUCUGGUUUAAAGCACAGCUCAGACUGGUGUUUUCUACUCUGGUUUAAAACACAGCUCAGACUGCUAUGCACAUGCCUUAACUAACAACCCUGUUGUGUUUGUCACGACGAUGAUGAUGAUGAUGAUGAUGAUGAUGAUGAUGAUGAUGAUGAUGAUAAUAAAAACAACAGUGUUUACACACCCGAACAUACACACUUCCCAUGGUUUUCAUUUGCGGGAUGGAGAGAGAGAGGUAGAGGGGAGGAACUCUUGAUCUUAAAAGGCGGGAUCACAAUCGUCACCUAAACGUUCCUAUUGGCUCAUGGGGAUUUUGGAUGAUUGAUAGCGACAUAGGUGUGUCCCAAUCAUCUCUCCUUCCUCCCAGAGUGUGCACUUUGUUCACUUCCCUUCACAGGUUUUAAAAGGAAAUGACUGGUAUAAUGAAUAUGAUGAUUCCUACUAACUCAUGACUCCACCAAUCCAAGGCUUUUGGUUUUGAGAGAAGUAGUGAACGAGUGCACCCUUCAUAAGAAAGGAGAUAUUAUUGGGACGCCCCCUAUAUGCUCUCCUCAGUUAGAAGCCAUGUCAGCAAUUCACUAUAUAAACAGGUCUGUCUGUUGUUGAAGAUGCCUUGCCUAGUUAAAUAAAGAGGUUACAUAUAGUGUUCAUACUACCCUAUGGACUCUGGUCAAAAGCAGUGCACUUUAUAGGGAAUAGGGCUCUGGUCUAAAGUAGUGCCCUAUAUAGGGAAUAGGGCUCUGGUCUAAAGUAGUGCCCUAUAUAGGGAAUAGGGCUCUGGUCUAAAGUAGUGCCCUAUAUAGGGAAUAGGGCUCUGGUCUAAAGUAGUGCCCUAUAUAGGGAAUAGGGCUCUGGUCUAAAGUAGUGCCCUAUAUAGGGAAUAGGGCUCUGGUCUAAAGUAGUGCCCUAUAUAGGCAAUAGGGCUCUGGUCUAAAGUAGUGCACUAUAUAGGGAAUAGGGCUCUGGUCUAAAGUAGUGCCCUAUAUAGGGAAUAGGGUGCCAUUUCGGACCCUGAGCUUGUAGUUUGCAUCCAGAAGAAGUGAUGUCAGAGAGGAACUCAGUCCCAAAUGAGACUGAUCUGUCCCUGCUGUUCCCUACCUUGUAUUUACAUGUAUCUCUACUAAACCCUCUGAUGUGGCCUGUGUCCCAAAUGAGACUGAUCUGUCCCUGCUGUUCCCUACCUUGUAUUUACAUGUAUCUCUGUACUAAACCCUCUGAUGUGGACUGUGUCCCAAAUGAGACUGAUCUGUCCUUGCUGUUCCCUACCUUGUAUUUACAUGUAUCUCUCUACUAAACCCUCUGACGGGGGACUGUGUCCCAAAUGAGACUGAUCUGUCCCUGCUGUUCCCUACCUUGUAUUUACAUGUAUCUCUACUAAACCCUCUGAUGUGGUCUGUGUCCCAAAUGAGACUGAUCUGUCCUUGCUCUUCCCUACCUUGUAUUUACAUGUAUUUCUACUAAACCCUCUGAUGUGGGUUUGUGUCCCAAAUGAGACUGAUCUGUCCCUGCUGUUCCCUACCUUGUAUUUACAUGUAUCUCUCUACUAAACCCUCUGACGGGGGACUGUGUCCCAAAUGAGACUGAUCUGUCCCUGCUGUUCCCUACCUUGUAUUUACAUGUAUCUCUACUAAACCCUCUGACGGGGGACUGUGUCCCAAAUGAGACUGAUCUGUCCCUGCUGUUCCCUACCUUGUAUUUACAUGUAUCUCUGUACUAAACCCUCUGAUGUGGCCUGUGUCCCAAAUGAGACUGAUCUGUCCCUGCUGUUCCCUACCUUGUAUUUACAUGUAUCUCUACUAAACCCUCUGACGGGGGACUGUGUCCCAAAUGAGACUGAUCUGUCCCUGCUGUUCCCUACCUUGUAUUUACAUGUAUCUCUACUAAACCCUCUGAUGUGGCCUGUGUCCCAAAUGAGACUGAUCUGUCCUUGCUCUUCCCUACCUUGUAUUUACAUGUAUCUCUACUAAACCCUCUGAUGUGGGUUUGUGUCCCAAAUUACACCCUACUGCCUAUAUACUGCACUACUGUGUAGGGAUUAGGGUGCCGCUGAGACACUCCAUCGCCAACUGUCUUGCUCAGGAAAUAUCUAUCAGGAUUUCCUUGAUAAUGAAUGUCAGAAGCAUAAUAUUAAAAUAAAUAAACAUGAUAUGAUGUAAUUUGUUGUGACAGACAACUCAAGAGAUGGUCCAAUAAAAAUCGUUUUCAGGA